This is a messenger RNA of Fomitopsis serialis, 2307 nucleotides long. RefSeq lists its product as uncharacterized. The transcript has 8 exons. The coding region runs from base 149 to 2020 and encodes 623 amino acids. Lineage: Eukaryota; Fungi; Basidiomycota; Agaricomycetes; Polyporales; Fomitopsidaceae. The record is from RefSeq and is a predicted model, not a curated record.
UCAGUCAACCUGUAGGACCUGCCCGCCUGCCGCGUCCGCUGACGAUGAGGAGGAGAUCAGCAUCGAGGUUGACCACGGGUCUGACUCUGAGCCUGAGGAUGAGAACGCGGAGUCGUCGUUCUUCCCGAGUUUCCACAGUGGUUCGCAGAUGGACCCUGUCUUCGCCAGCGACGAGGACAGUCCACCUGCUACGAGUACACCGACAGCACGACCCAUCCGUCUCCCUGAGUUUGGCUCGCCGUCACCGUCCCCGUCCGAAGCCCCCGCUCCUGCACCUGCCGCCCCGCGCCACAACGACACGAACGGCCACGCCAGCGACGCCCCCCGCAAAGCGACACGGCCGGAUUCGUCUCCCGCGACGCCGGCCGAUGCCACCCCCGCCCCCGUCUUCUCGCUCCAGACCCCGCCGCGGCGAUCGCCGGGGAAUGGCAGCUCCGUGAGCUCCUCCAAGUCAGAGUUCCAGACGCCGCCGCCGCCGCGGGGCAUGCCCGACCUCCCCGACCCACCGUCCUUCGCCACCGACGAUGCCGACGGCGACGGCGACGAGGAGAACGACAACACGCCCACGCCGCGUCCGCCGGGCGCGUGGGCCGCCACUCCGGACGUCCGGCGUGCUGCGGGCGGGAAGGCAGCGGGCGACGACGCGGGCGCGUCGAGCGUGCUCGUCAACACGCCUGAGGGACAGGCGAAGGUGGACGUCGUCGCGACGCCGGGUGCGCCGCCCGACGCUGCCACACCGAACACGACGGCGACGUGGCCGCGCACGCCCGCGCCGCCGGGCGCGUGGCUGCAGACCCCGGGCGGCCUGCGUCGCGAGACGACGGUGUCGGACGUCGGCGAGCCUGCCGGGGAUGCGAAGAGGCCUGCGCUCCCGGCGGAGUGGAACCCGAACGCGGCGGCGGACUCGUCUGCGGAGGGCGCCCUCGCUAUGCCGCCCGUCGACGUCCGCGGCGACGGCGAGGACAGGAAGGCGGCGAGGGCGGAGACGCCGCCACCGCACGCAAGACCGGACUCUGCGGGAGCGCGCCCGUUCCGCUCGCCGGGGAGUGUCAGCGUGAGGAUCGUGGAUGCGUUUGGGCGGGAGACGACGGCCGAGAAGGAGGAGGCGCAGAGGCCAGCGCAGGACCGGAAGACACAACAGUCCGCCCCUGCCACCCCGCGCAGCCGGAGUGCGGUGAGGAUCGUCGACGCGAUGGGGCGCGAGGUCGAGGAGCCCGCGCCGGAGGCGUCUGGCUCGCGUGACGUCCGACGCGGGCUGGACACCGAGCUGGCGGAGGCGUCGCUGUCGGUCGUGGAGGACGAGGGGUCGUCUGUGUUUUCUGUGGACAUGGCGACGCCGCCGACGCACAACGAGGCGCUCGCGCUGGUGCGGGAGCAGGUGGGGAACAUGAAGAAGGAGGCGCGUCAGGCGGAGAAGGACAGGUCGUGCCGGGAGCGCGCGGUGGACGACGGGCGGGCGCGGACGCUGGAGGACGCGUCGAGCAAGGCGCGGAGCAUGCGGCGGACGAUCUCGCAGACGCUGCAGCGGGUGGAGGACGCGGCGGAGAGCGUGCGGACGAGUCGGUACGCGCCGCUGCGCGAGAGCAUGCGCCGAAGCACGAGUCGGUUCCUGCCUUCCGCGAUGUCGGAGACGGGGGUCAAGCUGUCGUGGAGCCGCGGUACCUGGCUGUUCUGGGCCUUUGUGCUUAUUCAGCUCGGAUUCUGUCUGGUCAUGUACCGAUUAUCUAACAUGCGGGCUCGUCGACUGUUCCUGACGACGUACUACGACCCGUUCUACGCGGACGUCUACCUCUUCACGCGCACGCACCCGUCCGCGUCGAACCCGUCCGCGAUCCCGCCGCACGCGAGCUGGUACGAGGUGCCUGCGAUGCUCGCGCGCGGGGGCUGGGGCUGGCAGGGCGCGGUGCAGGAAGUCUGGAGCGGGGCGAUGUGCGCUCUUUCGCUACGGCCGUGCGAACCGGGUGCGUCGGAGGUGUGGAACAACGCCGCGCACGGUCACACUCACUGGCCGCCGGCAUGAGGCACGCCGGUGUCGCCACAUGCGCACAUUUGCCUCCUCUGCGCUGUUCUCAACUCCGCCCCGAGGACGCGCUUGGCCAGCUGGGGCCUUGGCGAGAUGGCAUCUCGCGCACCCGCCGUUAAGUUAAGCAGUUCGAUUAUUGCCUGUUUUGGAUCGUGGAUAGCUUAUGGAAGUUGGAUAUGGUAGAGUACAUUCAUGUUGUAGGCCUUACUGGGACUCUGGCAAUUGAAAUGCGCUAGGCACGGCCGCGUGUCGCGGCGUGGCGCCACUCAAAGAUCUGCUCACAU